UCCAAGAUGGCGACGAUUUGUUAACGAUCGUAGCGAAAUCAAAUAUAUGUUAUUAUCAAAUCUUGAUGGUUUUUAUAAUGUUACAAUCAAUUAAUAUAAUUAGUUAAAUGAGAGAAGAAAAUGGAGGAGCAUCCAUUUGAUCUUCAAGCUUACGAACCACCACUUUCCCUAUGGAGUUUAGUGGAACAACAUGUCAGUCCAUAUGAACAAACAGAGAUAAAAAAUAUGUUAGGAGAAUCAUUGGUGGAUCAGAGUUUAGAACUACAUGCUGAGAUUGAUACCUUGUUAGAAAUAUGGCGAGAUUACAGAUAUGAAACUGAUGACAUGCAGCCAGCUAAAAUUCUCCCAGAACCCCCAGGGCUUCGUGGUAGACUUAUACAAGAAAUACAAUUUUUUGUUGAUAAUGUGAAAGAAAAAGCACAAAAUCAGGGAAUGAAUCCUGACAGGGUAUUGAACACAAAAUAUAAUAUGGAUGUAAUUGAUUAUGCAUUAGAUAGUUCAAGACCCGGAACAGGAAGACCUGGCUCUGCAAGACCAUGUUCAGCGUUUUCUAGAGAAGGAAGAGAUACUCCUAUGAUAACCAGUCCUACUGGUAGUGAUAGAGCCUCUUUUGCAUCCACUUUAAGUGAAGAAAUAGAAUCAAUGAAUGAUAAAUUGAAUUAUCUGAAGUUUGAUGAAUGUGUCCAGCAUUUAAGAUCAACAUUAGAAGAGGAAAAUGAGAUAUUAUUAAGAGAUAUAAGAUUCUUAUAUGAAUGUAUUGAUGAUGAGGCAGAAUUCAGGGCAGAAAAACAGGGUACAGUGUCCAGGGAACCUACAAUAUUAGAUUUGCAACAAGAAAGAUCCAAGAUGGAGAAAGAACUGCUAAAUAACACUGUAGUCUCAGUAUCUAAAAAGGGUACAGGACCUCGAAACAUUGCUUCAAUAAAGAAACUUGGACCUAUUGAAUCUCCAAAAAUAAGAAUAAGAAACAUAGAUAGCCCACCUGUUCCAAUAGUGACCAGAGAUUGUGAAUCACCUAAAAAUCCUCAUGAACUAAACAUUACUAAUUCACCAAGACAAGGUUCUCCAACUAUAUUGUCUUCCACUUCUAAAAAUAGACCUUUAAAGGCAUCACAUGAUAUAAAACUUGUUAAUCAGUCAGCUGAUAAUUCUAUUUCACCUGGUGAUAGACUCAAAUCUGGGUCAGGCAACCAGGUAAGAGGUAGACGUAAUGUUAUGACAAUGAAGGAGGGAAUUAAUGGAGCACAGAUUGUGACUUUAGGUAUGCCAUCAGAUCAGGGAAUUACACAUGUACCUUCUCCACCUCCUCUUUUAGAGAGGCCACGUUCUGCUCAGAGAUUUAGAAAAAUGGUGAUGGACUGUCGAGACACGUGACAGAAAAGAAGUAUUUAAUAAAAAAUGUGAUUCAUUCCUAAAAGAAGUCUGUGAUACUGACACAUAUUUAAGUAUGUGAUAAUGGAAAUAUAUUGAAGUUGGCAUUUUUGACUUAAUUAAGACAAGCUUCCACAAAACCUAAAGAAGAAAAAACAUCUUCUUAGUGCAUGUCAUUCAUAAGAGAAGUAAACAAAUCUUUUCAAAAUGUUAAAUAGUGUGCUAUGAUGUUGCCAGUAUUAAUAUUUGAUUUAAUGAAACAUGCAUUUGGUCAUAUUUUAAUGAGCCUGACAACAUAUUGAUUUCCUCAAUAUUCCUCUACUUGCCUAUGUUUGAAAAAUAGUUGCACCAAGUGUUUAUUUCUUACUCAUUUGUCAUCAGUGUGUAUUUCAUAAUUUUAUCAUUGAGUGCUGUUGUUAUAUUGCUUUGUUAAGAAAUGUCUUGUUUUAUAUUUCUGUGUAGCUGACAACAGUGACUGCUGAAAAAUUGUAAUUUAUUUAUAAAUGUAUUAAAUUGUGCACAUUGUACACUUUUCAGAAUGAGUGCUAUUAAAAUUGAUUGUGCAAG
Molecule: messenger RNA, 1938 nt
Organism: Mytilus californianus (California mussel)
Lineage: Eukaryota; Metazoa; Mollusca; Bivalvia; Mytilida; Mytilidae
Exons: 9
Coding region: 121-1374 (417 amino acids)
Source: RefSeq, a predicted model, not a curated record